Messenger RNA from Orycteropus afer afer, 1452 nucleotides. RefSeq names its product monoamine oxidase B (gene MAOB). Bases 1 to 1452 code for a protein of 483 amino acids. The record is from RefSeq and is a predicted model, not a curated record. Lineage: Eukaryota; Metazoa; Chordata; Mammalia; Tubulidentata; Orycteropodidae. The transcript is spliced from 13 exons. Gene Ontology annotation, molecular function: oxidoreductase activity.
AUGGCAGCAGCCAAACUUCUCCACGAGUCUGGCUUGAAUGUGGUUGUUCUGGAAGCCCGGGACCGUGUAGGAGGCAGGACCUAUACUAUUAGGAACCAAAAGGUUAAGUAUGUGGACCUUGGAGGAUCCUAUGUUGGGCCAACUCAGAAUCGUAUUUUAAGAUUAGCCAAGGAGCUAGGAUUGGAGACCUACAAAGUGAAUGAAGUAGAACGUUUAAUCCACCAUGUGAAGGGAAAAUCAUACCCUUUCAGGGGACCAUUCCCACCAGUGUGGAAUCCAAUUGCCUAUUUAGAUCAUAACAACCUAUGGAGGACAAUGGAUGAAAUGGGACAAGAGAUUCCCAGCGAUGCUCCAUGGAAGGCUCCCCUUGCAGAAGAGUGGGACCACAUGACAAUGAAGGAGCUCCUGGACAAGAUCUGCUGGACUGAAUCUGCGAAGCAGCUUGCCACUCUCUUUGUGAACCUCUGUGUCACUGCAGAGACCCAUGAGGUCUCCGCCCUGUGGUUCCUGUGGUACGUGAAGCAGUGUGGGGGCACAACCAGGAUCGUCUCAACAACCAAUGGAGGACAGGAGAGGAAAUUUGUGGGUGGAUCUGGUCAAGUGAGUGAGCGGAUUAUGGAUCUCCUUGGGGACCGAGUGAAGCUGGAGAGGCCUGUGACCCACAUUGACCAGACAGGAGAAAAUAUCCUUGUGGAGACCCUGAAUCAUGAGAUAUAUGAGGCUAAAUAUGUGAUUAGUGCCAUUCCUCCUACUCUGGGCAUGAAGAUUCAUUUCAAUCCUCCUCUGCCAAUGAUGAGAAACCAGCUGAUCACUCGUGUGCCUUUGGGUUCAGUCAUCAAGUGUAUAGUUUAUUAUAAAGAGCCCUUCUGGAAGAAAAAGAAUUACUGUGGAACUAUGAUUAUUGAAGGAGAGGAAUCUCCAAUUGCCUACACGUUGGAUGAUACCAAACCUGAUGGCAACUAUGCUGCCAUAAUGGGAUUUAUCCUUGCCCACAAAGCCAGAAAACUGGCACGUCUUACCAAAGAAGAAAGGCUGAAAAAACUUUGUGAACUCUAUGCCAAAGUUUUGGGAUCGCAAGAAGCUCUGCAGCCCGUGCACUAUGAAGAGAAGAACUGGUGUGAAGAGCAAUACUCUGGGGGCUGCUACACGACCUACUUCCCCCCUGGGAUCAUGACUCAAUAUGGAAGGGUUCUCCGCCAGCCGGUGGGCAGGAUUUUCUUCGCAGGCACUGAGACUGCCACACACUGGAGUGGUUACAUGGAGGGGGCUGUGCAGGCUGGGGAGAGAGCAGCUCGAGAGGAUGUGCCUGCGUGGCCCAUUACCACGACCUUCUUCGAGAGGCACCUGCCCUCUGUGCCAGGCCUGCUGAGAAUGAUUGGAUUGACCACUAUCUGUUCAACAACUGCUCUUUGCUUCCUAGCCUUCAAGAAGGGGCUAUUUGUGCGGAUCUGA